This is a messenger RNA of Drosophila bipectinata, 1416 nucleotides long. Its product is annotated as fatty acyl-CoA reductase wat-like. Gene Ontology annotation, cellular component: peroxisome. Gene Ontology annotation, biological process: long-chain fatty-acyl-CoA metabolic process. The record is from RefSeq and is a predicted model, not a curated record. Lineage: Eukaryota; Metazoa; Arthropoda; Insecta; Diptera; Drosophilidae. Gene Ontology annotation, molecular function: alcohol-forming very long-chain fatty acyl-CoA reductase (NADP+) activity.
AUGGAGACCGAUAUCCAAAGUUUUUAUAGAGAAAAGGUCAUUUUUAUCACGGGUGCCACUGGAUUUGUGGGAAAAGUAAUCAUCGAGAAACUGUUGCGUAGCACAGACGUUAAACGGAUCUAUGUACUGAUCAGGCCUAAGCGAGGUCGGGAAGUUCAGGAUCGAGUAUCGCUUUGGCAAAAGGAUCUUGUUUUUCAACCUCUACUAGACGCUAAGCCCACGGCUUUCGACAAGGUCCGUGCCAUCGCAGGCGACUGCAUUGAACCGGAUUUGGGGAUCAGUGAAGAGGACCGUAAACUGCUCACCUCUGAGGUGCAGAUCGUUAUCCAUGGAGCAGCCACCGUGCGGUUCAAUCAAAGCCUUCAUGUGGCACUGGCCAUCAACACGCGAGCCACCCGAUUGAUGAUCCAACUGGCCAAAGAGAUGAGAAACCUACAGUCCUAUGUCCAUGUCUCCACUGCCUUUUCCAACUGCGUGGCGGAUUACAUUGAGGAAAGGUUCCACACGGAGCUGCUGACUCGCUCCUCAGACCAGGUCUUAUCCCUUUUCGAAAAAAAGAGCAGUGAUGAAAUAGACGAGAUGACCACUGAUCUGCUGGGCCCGUUUCCAAACUCCUACACUUAUACGAAGGCGCUUGGGGAGGAUGUGGUCCUACGAGAAGCGGAAAAUCUGCCGAUCUGCAUCUUUCGACCUGCCAUCAUCAUUGCCAGCUUCAAAGAACCCACAUCCGGAUGGAUCGAUAAUUUGUAUGGACCAAUCGCCAUUACCUAUGGCGUCGCCUAUGGAGUGCUCCGCGUGGUCCUGUUGGACGUAAAGCAACAAAACAGUGUUGUGCCGGUGGACUACUGUGCCAACAUGGCACUGGCCCUUGCCCGGGAAACUGCCCAGAAAAAGGCCUCCCAACAAAAUCCCUCUACGCCUCCAAUCUACAAUUUUGCCCCGAGCGAGGGAAACCUAUUGACUUAUGGGGAUUUCAGGGCAAAGGCCCUAAAAUAUGGGUCUAAUUACCCCGUAACGAACAUGAUAUGGUAUCCCUUCCUGCUAUGCAUCAGGUGUCCGUGGCUAUUUUCUCUAGCGGCAUUCCUUCUCCACACUGUACCCGGCUACUUUAUUGAUCUGGCCCUGAAAAUAAGUGGACGAAAGCCUCGUCUGGGCAAGAUCUACGAGAAAAUACACACGACCAUAAAGGUGCUGGGCCCGUUCUCCUGCCGGAGCUGGAAAUUCGAAAUGGCCAAUAAGGAGCGGCUGUGGCAGAGCAUGUCCCGCGAAGACCAAACCAUUUUCAACUUUGACAUGUUGCACCUGGAUUGGGAUCAGUACUUUAGUAGGGCCCUGUGUGGAAUGCGCCUGUACUUGGGAAAGGAGCCUCCCACAACACAAUCUUACAUCCAAGGCCAGAAAAGAUUACGAAUGUAA